Molecule: messenger RNA, 1257 nt
Organism: Carica papaya (papaya)
Lineage: Eukaryota; Viridiplantae; Streptophyta; Magnoliopsida; Brassicales; Caricaceae
Source: RefSeq, a predicted model, not a curated record
UACCUUCUGAUAAUAGGAAUUGUUAAACCCAGACACGCAUGUCUACUCCACUCUCUUUGUGAUCACGCUAUCUUCUCUCCAAACAUAUCAGGCUUUCUUUGGAAGGAUAUGGAGAAUACUUUCCUGUCAAGCAAUUAAAACCCACUUGUCCUCAGAACUAUCCCACUCGGUGGCUUGUAUCCACAACCACCUUUCAGAAGCAUUUUCUCUGUCUUCUUCUUUUUUUCUCCCUCCUCCGACACCAAUCCAUGGGCUGAGUUAAGGCUGAACCAGCAGAGCAGCUUGUGAGAGAUUGGUACCUUCCAGACGUAUCUAUCUGUACAUUUGUCAUUUGCUUCUCUUUCAAGGCAUCAGCCUCUUAUGCUCUUACUUGCUCUAUACCCUUUCCGUCCAUGACUCAUUGCACAUCAGCAUCAACAAGAGGAACACCCACCUCAUUCGAUAUAUUUUUCGAAGGUUGGCUUGUGCGCCAGGAGCAUUACCUGGACGAACUCCUCUCCGCCCAGCAGCAUUUGGGCGAGUCGAGGGAGGAGUAUCUAGAAGACCUCAUCUCCCGAGUCCUCUCUCACUACCAACAAUACUACGAAGAAAAAUCCCGCAUGUCUCAAAUCAACAUUUUCCUCGUCUUCUCUCCUCCCUGGUUUACUUCCUUGGAGAGAGCUUUCCUCUGGGUUGCUGGCUUCAAACCCGCACUAGUAUUCAAGCUAGUCUCAGUCUUUGUUACUGACUUGUCUGAAGAUCAGAAGCAGCGAAUGAGUAGACUAAUUGAGGGGACAAAGGUGGAGGAGAGGGCGCUGGAUGACAAGCUGGCAAAGAUUCAGGAGAGUGUGGCUGCACCAGCCUUGCUGGAGAAGGCAAGAGAACGUGGAAGGCGACUGGGAACUGAGGAGACCAUGAGAGAAGAGGAAGAAGCAGCAUUCAAUACACUAAGAUCGUCAAUGGAGUCGGUGGUAAGAAGUGCAGACUUAUUGAGGACUGAAACUAUAUUGAACGUGGUGGCGAUAUUAAUCCCGGCGCAAAGAGUGAAGUUGUUGGCGGCGGCAAUGCAGCUUCAUAUAAAGGUUAGGACGCGAGGUUUGCAGAUUGAUGCAGAGAAGCAUGAGUAAAAUCCAUGGUGAUGGACAUGGCUUAUUAGAAUUUAGGAGUAGUAGGAUAGAGUAGUUGUUAGUUGUGGGAAGAUUUAAAAUUUUGAAGAAUUAGUAACGGUUCUUUGUUUUUUGUUUUUUUUCUUUUCUCUUUUUUCUCCAUGGAUGAGGA